AUGAGCUGGCUCCGGGACAGCAUCUUCUUCAAAGAAAUGAGGGAGAGUGACGGCCUGCGUGACGCCGACACGCCUUCUUUGACCACUCUGCACGUGUCUUCGGAACAAGUCGCUGCCGUUCCGGGGAUGCCAGACCUGAUCGAAUCAAUCCGACAAUACGUGUCGCCUGAUAGACCUGAAAAUGGUGCAGAAAACGUUGCGAUCGUCUUUUCUGCGAUUUUCAUGGCCCUGCGCAUCGGCGGUGUGACAAUGGAACGAAACUGUCUGGCCUUAUCGCACUUCCAGUUCGGAUUCCGCGGCGAAGGAUACGAGAUCCCGCUCUCGAUCAGCUUGCUUCAUGCAGCUUCGCAAACGCAGCCUUUGGACGCUCCAGGCGCGUCCUUUGGGAGCGUGGACCGUUGCGGUCCAAGAAAGAGGAAACAUGCAAAGGCUGCGGCUCAGGAAGCAUGCACUAGGCACGCGCUCUUGCUCAAGAAGCUGUUCGAGAGGACCGAGGGAGCAAGUGAUGACUCUCAAAUGCUCGCGCGUCGUCUCAGCGCCAGGGCUGUAGUGCCUUCCGCGUUGCCCCCGUCGCCGGGCACGAUCUCGGCUUCUGCAGUGACAGAACAGCUAGAAGAGCUGCUGGAUCGAGAGUCCGAGUGCAAGAGGGCUACGGGAAGAGUCUACGAAGCCUAUGCGCACCUCGGAGAUUCCUUCGUCAGGCUUGUCGCCACGGUUUGCCAGGAGACACCACCUCCUGACCAGCGAAGCUCUGACGAUGCGUCUGGUCGACAGAACAACUUUCCAAUCAUUCUCGAUCCUCCUGCAAGAGGCAGCUCCAGCUCAAGCUCCAGCUCCAGCUCGAGCUCCAGCUCCAGCUCGAGCUCCAGCUCCAGUUCCAGCUCCAGCUCCAGCUCGAGCUCCAUGUGCAACGGAGAGCGAGCAAGCAUCGGCAAAAUGGAGCGCUCCCGUCCCCGCUACGGGCUGAAAUGGGACCAAGACAAAGGGGCUCAGAGACACGGUGUCUUUGUCAAUCUUCGCGCAUGA
Molecule: messenger RNA, 1026 nt
Organism: Moesziomyces antarcticus
Lineage: Eukaryota; Fungi; Basidiomycota; Ustilaginomycetes; Ustilaginales; Ustilaginaceae
Exons: 4
Coding region: 1-1026 (341 amino acids)
Source: RefSeq, a predicted model, not a curated record